Messenger RNA from Oryzias melastigma (Indian medaka), 794 nucleotides. RefSeq names its product prostaglandin D2 synthase a (gene ptgdsa). The record is from RefSeq and is a predicted model, not a curated record. Gene Ontology annotation, molecular function: small molecule binding. Lineage: Eukaryota; Metazoa; Chordata; Actinopteri; Beloniformes; Adrianichthyidae.
GCCGAUCUGCUUUCUGCCUCAUCUUCCCCGAUCCACCAUGAGGUUCACAGUCGUACCCGUUGCCAUGGCGAUGCUGUGUGUGAUGGCUAUCCAUGCAGAUGUUAAGCCUCAGAAGGACUUCAACCUGCAGAAGUUUACAGGAAAAUGGUACCGUGUCGGCUUAGCCUAUGACUCUCCCGGUUUUGCGCCAUACAGGGACAAACUCAAGGCAACCAUGGGCAUCAUCACCCAGACGCCUGACGGCCACGCAAACCUCACCAUGUGGGAGCUCUCGCCUCUGGGUUGUCAAAGUCUGACGUACCAGUAUAACAAAACCAGUGUACCUGGAGAGUUCAUCUACUUCAGCACACGUCACAACAUAGAAAAGGACAUCACAGUGGUGGACACAGACUACACGGACUAUGCUUUGGUUCUUAAGUACAAGGUCUUUAACAGAGAGUACACACAGGUGGCCCUUUACGGCCGCACGCCGAGAGUUCGCAACAACAUUCUCCAGAAGUUUAAGGCCUUGGCUUUGUCCCAAGGUUUAUCCAAAGAGUCCAUUUUGAUUCCACCUCUAGCAGAGAAUUGCCCGAUAACUGAACCCGGAGAGUAGAUUUCUGGUGUUCCUGGGAUGAAGAAAUCAGCUUCUGCUCCAAUAUCCGGCUUUCAGGAUUUAACAUGAAGUGUUGCAAAGUACCACAAAGUUUAUAAAAUAUAACACAGCUGAUGAAAUUUAAGUGCCUGGUUCUGUUCUGUCAUUUUGUUUUUAUUCCCUUUCUAUGUCAAGAGUUGAAUAAACACGAUAAUCUCCA